Messenger RNA from Larimichthys crocea (large yellow croaker), 1658 nucleotides. RefSeq names its product prostaglandin E synthase 3a (cytosolic) (gene ptges3a). Gene Ontology annotation, biological process: prostaglandin biosynthetic process; chaperone-mediated protein complex assembly; telomerase holoenzyme complex assembly. NCBI's taxonomy places the organism in Eukaryota, Metazoa, Chordata, Actinopteri, Sciaenidae. The record is from RefSeq and is a predicted model, not a curated record. Gene Ontology annotation, cellular component: nucleus; cytosol. The transcript is spliced from 8 exons. Gene Ontology annotation, molecular function: prostaglandin-E synthase activity; protein-folding chaperone binding; Hsp90 protein binding. Bases 258 to 719 code for a protein of 153 amino acids.
ACCGACUCGUUCUAGAACUGUCUCGCGCUGUCGAGAACCCGGCCGUGCCCGGGCUCACGCUCGUAACGGGCGCGCGAAACGCGAUGUCAUGAGAGGACACGGAAACCACGCGAUGUUUGGAGGGGCAGGGGCUCGAGCGUUAGAGUUAACCAUUUAGGUUUCAGUUCGUUUUUUGCCGGGCACUACAGCUAGGCAACACUAUUAACUCACGUUAAUACCGUGGUCCGACGAGGGAGUUUAAUUGCUAAACAGUGGAGAUGCACCCUGCAACAGCUAAGUGGUACGACAGACGGGACUCUGUUUUUGUUGAGUUCUGCGUGGAGGACAGUAAAGAUGUGCAAGUAAAAUUCGACAGUUCCAAAUUUGAGUUCGGCUGUGUCAGUGGAACAGACAACACCAAGCACCAGAAUACAGUGGACCUGUUUGGAGAGAUUGAUCCUAAAGGAUCCAAACACAGACGCACUGACAGGUCUGUGUUGUGUUGUUUAAGAAAAGCAGAGGCUGGGAAAUCAUGGCCAAGACUUACCAAAGACAAGACAAAGAACAACUGGCUGAGUGUUGACUUUACUAAUUGGAGAGACUGGGAAGAUGACUCAGAAGAAGACUUGUCCAGUUUUGACAAAUUCUCAGAGAUGAUGAACAGAAUGACAGAUGAAGGUGUAGAUGAAGAGCAUGAGUCUGCAGACAGUGACGAUGAAAAAAUUCCCGACCUUGAGUAGAGGAAUAUGGAUGCCACCUCAGCAGUAAACAAAGCGAAGUUAUUAGUCAUUUAAAGAAAAAGACUAGACAUGAGUUGGCAGCCGUGUUGGAGAAGAAACCUCGUCUCUCUACACAGUUUCCAAAGCGAAACCUCCCAAGGGAGUGACAGGAAGUGGCUGUUGGACACAGACAUGCACAGGGAUCCAUAGCGAUAUACAGUGCUGUGCUUUGCUGUUCUGUUCUGCAUGGACAAUUCUGUUGAAAUGAAAAUGUUCUUGUUCAUCGACUUAAAUGACUAAUGGGAUGUGCUGAUGUCUUACACCUUCUCUGUUUUUUUUGUUCGUUUUGUUUUUAUCUUAUUUUAUUUUUUGCAAUGUCAGGUUAUGUAUUGAAUAUUGUGAUUUCUAAUGACGAAAAAAAAACCUCAAAAUGCUAUUUUCAAAAAAGCUGAUUUUUUUAAUGACAGAUUUUCCCCUUUAAUGUUUGUAUUGUAAAUUGCACUUAUUUUGUUUGUUAAUUUAAAAAGGCAGGAGUUCUCCUUAAAAUGGGGUUUCCAAUGUAUGCCAACAUCUGCAAAUAUUUAACAAUUUCAUUUUCUAAACAUGUUUCAGCAUUUAAAAUAAACUGCUUUAUUUAAAGCUUGUGCAACUACAGCUUGUGUUGAGAUUAUAAUGUUAGGGUGGUACAAUCUGCAUAUCAUCAUAUAUUUUCAGAGAAGUUAGUUUCUCUGUGUCAGUGUAAAACAUGGUACAAUUUCUUCCAGAGGUGAGUGCAGAAAUCCUGUGUGGUCUACCAAGAGUUUCCCGAGUAGUUUAAAAAAUACAGGUCAUAAAUGUUUGUCAAUCAGAUGUACUAAAACUGCAUUGGAGGCUUGUGUAUUUGAUCCAACACAUUUGCAUUUGUUUUAUGCUGUGAGAGUUUGGGUAUACAUUUCUAAUAAACUCUUUCAAAUCCCUGAA